AUGAGUAACCACGCCGCUCCCAAAUACGAAUUCAAAUGGUCCGACCCCAAGGAGAUGAAGCGCCGGUAAGAGGUUAUGACAACAUCAAGCUGUUAGGAACUGUUUUCUUUUUGUAAACAUCUGAUUGUUGUUUUUGCUGCAAUUUGAGACUGAAAGUGACUUUAAAUUAGAUUCCUUCCGAAAUUCACGUUUCUUUUUAUUGAUUCGGAAUUAUUUUGCGUUAGUCAUACAGGGAUUAUCCAUUACUUCAAUAAAACUGUUUUUAUGUGAUGCCAAAUUUAUGAUGGGUGGGUUUUUUGUUUAAGCCCUCAAAACCCGCCACAAGACAGCCUCUUUUGAUAUUACUUUCCCUAAAAUUAAAAACGGAAAUAAUUCAUUUUACGCUGACAUUAAGCAUACGUUCAAGAUAUAACCCUUGAAUUAUAUACUUUUAAUUUGUACCUUGGACGAAAACCUUAAAUUCUUAUCCACGAAAAAUCUCUCAUAAUUUUGUGCGUUCUCUAGUUUUUCUCUAAUGCCGACGGCAAUCAGACAAAAAAAGGGAUCACAUAAAACUAUGAGAAUUUUUUCGUGGACACGAAUUUAAGGUUUUCGUCCAAGGUACAAAUUAAAAGUAUAUAAUUCAAGGGUUAUAUUACAGAACUGUCUGUAUCUUUACCAUGUAAAAUUCACUCUUUAAAUUGCUAUCUAAAAUUAAGAUCUCAUUAAGAACCCAACUUUUUGCAGAUGGGAAGCCUUUGCCAAGUUCGGAGCCGCCACAAACACCGAAAUGACAGGCAAAAACUUUGACAAAUGGCUAAAAGACGCCGGUGUCAUCGACGGUAAAAGUGUAACCACAAUCAUGACAGGCAUCGCGUUCAGUAAAGUGGCAGGGUAAGAUAAAGAUUAAAAUUCAAAUAUGAAUUCAGACCUAAGAAAAAGACCAAUUUCCCAGAAACAAAGGCUGUGUUGGUUAAUGUCGCUGCAGACAAAGCUCGGAAUUCGAAAAAAGAAGUUCAGGUAACCUAUAAUACGAUUACUAUAUUGUUCUUAGGACGAGCUUGACGAGAUCAUCGAGAAGCUGAACAACCUUGAAGCACCAGUCAUAAAGAACGCUGCCAAACCCAAUGCCGACGGUGUAUACAACAGACUAACCGAUCAUACCAAGUACACAGGAUCUCACAAAGAGCGCUUUGAUUCGACCGGUAAAGGAAAGGGAAAAGCCGGCCGAGUAGACCUUGUCGAGAACACUGGCUACGUGACCUCGUACAAGAACCACGGAGCCUAUGAAAAAUUGCACAAAGACCAGUAA
Molecule: messenger RNA, 1291 nt
Organism: Bursaphelenchus okinawaensis
Lineage: Eukaryota; Metazoa; Nematoda; Chromadorea; Rhabditida; Aphelenchoididae
Source: the annotation of a GenBank genome assembly